AUGUUUGUUAAAGAGUCGGCGGGCAUCGUUGGCGUCGCCGGGCGCGUGCCGGCGACCGGAUGUGCCACCGGCGACAUAAUGUGGCUUCUGGACGAGCCCAAUCAGCCUUAUGAAGAUUGCGAGCAGCUGCUCUGCUUCCGGUAUUACAAUGGCGAAGGCGACGACUGCGUUGCGGAGUCUUCUACACUACCUCCACGCUUUAAAGUCGAUCUCAAGAAGCUGCCCCUUCGCCUUAAAGAAGGCAUUUCAAGGAAACGCAGUGGUGGCCAAGUGUCACCAUUCUCGUAUAACAACGAGAGUUUUGAAAUGAAUUCCGAGAAUACACCAAGAGUGGAGCACGUAUCAGGCACCAGUCAAGACAUCAAGCAUCUCAGCGAGAAUGUUAACAAAUGCUCAAUUAGCGCUUUAGCAAGUAGCGCCAAUGAACUCCAACAAACAAAAUGUGAUCCUAGAAAAUCUCUUAAUAGUAACAUAAGCAAUGAAUCUCAAUCUGUAAAUAGUGAAUCUCUAUGUUCCGCAGAAAAUAAGCCUACCUCUUCGGGAGUAAAGAAAAAAUAUCCACCACCUGUCGACACAGGCGGCGGAUUAGCUUUAAAUGGUGUAAAGAAGAAAUCGAAAACUAAUAGCGGAUUCGAUUCGCCUACUUCGCCAGACACCGAGUAUUACAAAAUUUGGUCGCCAAAGAAUCCUUGCAAAAUAAUGAAAUUCGUAUAUGACGUGGAAGGUGCUAAUGUGCCAAAUGAAGCGGAAAAGUCUCCGGUACCUCCUUUACCACCGAGACAAUCGCAUAAACCACUGGAGAGAAAGCACGCAUUGUCUCCGCCGCAGGUACCGAGACAUAGAAAGCCAAAAAAAUUUACAAAACCCGAAGACGCAUUCACUUUUGAAUUAAUAGACACAGACGAACAAUUUUUCACAGAUAAAAACAUUAACCGUUCGUCAGCCUUACAAGGAGGAAUAUAUGACUUCAAGCCAGGAGAGUUUUUCUCUGGUAAUCAUGUAGCUAUGUCCACGUCAACAAGUUUUUGGAGGGAUGGCCAAAAUGCAGCUCCUUUAGCGACACCUGAGACUGAUGGCAGCUUAUGUGAAUCCACAAUUUCUUCCAUGAAAUUAUCUAAAUUAAAAGAGGAUAAAAGAACAGAUGAUGUACCUGAUGGUUCGUCUAGUGUAAGUAGAAAUAAAAUGUUGUUAAUUAAGGAUAUUGGGCCUGAUAAUUAUAUAUCAACAACGUUUGCUCGAAAAGACAAGACAAAUGUUGUGGCUGAUGCUGUAGAUGGAUUAAAUCCGACGCCAAACUAUGCCAAGUCUGAAGAAAAAGCUCAAAAUACGUUUUUGAACGAUAUCAGUAAUCAUUCGGAAUUCGAAGACGACAAUAGAAAUCAAAUCGAAGAGAAAGAGAUAACUAUUAUGAAAGGACAUAGGCCGCUUACUCGACAAAGCUCUGGCCGCGCUAGUACACCGACCAUGAUGACUGCUUUUUUAAACUCUUCACAUAUUGAUGGUUCAAAUAGACAGAUAGAUAAUAGUUCAAAUGCCCCUAGUUCCUGCAACUCUUCACAUUCAGCUUCUCCUGUUGAUGAAAUCAGCAAACCAUUUCCAAGCGUGGGUACGAUGAUUAUGAAUCGAAAAUACUCAUGUGACAAUUCAACGCCCAAACAUUCUAGUCUACCUCGACAUCUGCUUAAGAAUCUUGGCUGCGAAAGCACGCCUAAGCACUCGCCUCAUAAAACUACUAAUAACACUGAAAGUCCAAUGAGACCGCAUCCAAGAGUGCUGUCAAGAGUAGCGGCUUUGGCGGGAACUGCAACACCUCAAUGUCCACCGACACCCACCCAUCACGCUAGAAGGCCAAGGCCUAUUCCGCCACAAGAUUUGCACCCCCCACCGAUACAGAACUCUGAGAACUUCGAGAUGGUGGAAUUUACGAGUGAGCUAAGAACGUCGGAGAUUAGAUCUCCUAACCUUGAGUUUGUAAACAGCAAUCACUUCACGAUAGUGCAUGCUGGGCCUCCUGACGAUGUAGUGCUCCGGAGGCCACCGUCUGAUGACAACGAUGAUAAUGACAAUGCCGUUGCAUCUCCGAUGCCUUUAAGGCAUAUGGCUGGAAUCAGGUUACCAUCCAUACCAGAACGUGCUUCAAGACAAAUGGCAUUAACGGGUGAUUUUCCAGCUAAUAUGAUUGGUGGGAUCAUCGAGUGUGAGGAACCCUUGCCUGCAGGCUGGGAAGCGCGUAUGGACAGUCAUGGACGCGUGUUUUACAUUGACCAUAUCAACAGGACGACUACUUGGUCGCGGCCCUGUGCGAACGGGACCGCUUCUCGCUCCCCAGCACCCGAGGUGCAGAGGAGGCAACUCGACAGGAGAUACCAAUCGAUCCGACGCACGAUGACGCGCACGCAGCUGGGUGACGAGGCGGGCGCGCCGGCGGGCCCGUCGCAUGCGCCCCCCGCCGGCACCCCUGUGCCCCUUGCUGGCUCCCCUGUACCUUCCGCGGCUUCCCCCGCGCCCCCCGCGGCAGACCCCGCCGCGCCCUCGCAUUCCCCGCCGCCGCCCGCCGCGCCGCACCCCGCCGCAGAGUUCCUCGCGCGCCCGGAUUUCUACUCGAUACUACAUAUGAACGAGGAGGCAUCGGCGCUGUACAACGGCAACUCGACACUAAAGCACAUGAUCUCCAAGAUCCGGCGCGACACGUCGUCGUUCGAGCGAUACCAGCACAACCGCGACCUGGUGGCGCUCGUCAACAUGUUCGCCGAGGAGGACCGUGAACUGCCACUCGGCUGGGACACCAAGUUGGAUCGCAACGGGAAGGCGCCAACUCCACCCCCACGGCCGCCCCUCACGACAUCCGAUGCGCACGCGCACAAUUCUCAUCAAGAAGUACCUGUUGCGUAUAAUGACAAGGUGGUGGCGUUCCUGCGGCAGGCGAACAUCAUGUCGAUCCUGCGCGAGCGCUGCGGCGGCUGCGGCGGCGCCCUGCGCGACAAGGUGAACGCCGUGCGCGUGGAGGGCGCGCCCGCACUCGCACGCUACCAGAACGACCUGCAGCUCACCUGCCUGCUCAGUGCUAUGAAAUAA
Molecule: messenger RNA, 3075 nt
Organism: Parnassius apollo (apollo)
Lineage: Eukaryota; Metazoa; Arthropoda; Insecta; Lepidoptera; Papilionidae
Source: the annotation of a GenBank genome assembly